This is a messenger RNA of Aureobasidium uvarum, 2127 nucleotides long. The record is from the annotation of a GenBank genome assembly. Lineage: Eukaryota; Fungi; Ascomycota; Dothideomycetes; Dothideales; Saccotheciaceae.
AUGUCUGCAGUACAGCAGCAAGCCGACCAGGGCACCAACUGGAUGUCGGUCGCCCAGACAGUUGGUAUCUUCAUGUUCGUCAACUUUGCCAUCAAGCAAGUCACUGGAGGCGUCCAACAACAGAAGCAAGCCGAGAAUGCUCCCGCUCCCACCGUCGCCGCCGGUACGGGCCAACAGGUUCCUGCUUCCUCGUACAGCGCCAUCCCCGAGAUGAUCAUGCCUCUGUGGCAGCAAAACGCCUCCAUGGACAUCAACAUGUAUGUCUCGCCUUCGUUCGCCAUGCCCGCCCUCAGCCAGAUGCCCCAGGAAUCCCUGGUUCUCCAAGAGCGCAACUUCCACUACGGAGACUGGUCCGACAAGCGCAAGGUCCAUACCACAAUCGCCAUUCCUCAGUCCGUCCAAGAGAACGGAACUCUCUGGGCACACAUCUACAUUUCCCAGUCAGGAAGCGUUAUGGAUCCUACUCUUCCUGGCUACGACUCCUUCAAGGCAUACCGCGUUACCAGACCCUUGACAAACUACCUGGCUAAGAAGAAGGCCCACAAGACUCGCAACCUGCUCGACUCUUCUGACGCCGAAGAUGAAACCGAGGAUGAUGCCUCAGGUCCUGUCAUCUCCAACUACUACCACCCCAAUUUCACUCUUUCCAUCAUCCCCAACAUUGGAACUCCCGUCUACCCUCAGAUGCACCCAGCAAUGCGCCAGUUCGUCUCUCUGGAAGCAACCAAUGCCCGCGAUGAUUCUGGGAAAAACGCCUGGUACUACCCCGUUCUCUAUCUCAACACCUUCUGGCAGCUUCGUUCUCAGAUGACUGAGCUCAACUCGACCGUGACCGAGAUGCCUCUCAACCUCGAUCUGCAAACCGAUCCCAAUUGGAAAUUCAGCAUCAUGGCAAGCAUGGACGAGGGUAUGAAGGAGAAUGCCAGGAAGAUUGCUCGUGGAGAGACCACCCCUGGAGGUGGUGACGGCAGCGAGCUCGAGAUGAUCAAAGAGGUUCUUCUCGACACGAACAUGUACCUCCUCGGUAUCACUGGAUUCGUCAGUAUUCUGCACAUGAUCUUCGAAAUGCUGGCUUUCAAGAACGUCCGUACCAUUCUCGCCAACGUCUUCAUGCAGAGCGUAAUCUUGUUAUACCUGAUCGACAAUUCGGACAACACCUCUUGGAUGAUCCUCUUCGGCCAAGGUAUGGGCAUUGCUAUCGAAGCAUGGAAGGUUACCAAGACAGUGGACGUACGUGUUCGUGCUGCUCCUCAAGGCUCCCUGAUCCCCUACCGCGUCGUCUUCGAGGACAAGCACAAGUUAUCAGACACCGAGAAAAAGACUCAGGAGUACGACGAGAUCGCUUUCCGUUACCUUUACAUGGUUGCAGUUCCGCUCCUGCUCGCCUAUGCCGGAUACUCGCUCGUGUACGAGACUCACAAGAGCUGGUACAGCUUCAUCAUUGCCACCUUGGUCGGCUCAGUCUACGCAUAUGGCUUUCUCAUGAUGGUCCCCAGCUUGUACAUCAACUACCGCCUGAAGAGUGUUGCGCACAUGCCCGCAAAGGCAAUGACCUACAAAUUCCUCAACACCUUCAUCGACGACUUGUUCGCAUUCACCAUCAAGAUGCCCACACUGCAUCGUUUGGCAACUCUGCGUGACGACGUCAUCUUCUUCGUCUACCUCUACCAGGCUUGGGCAUACAAGGUUGACCAUACUCGUGUCAACGAGUUCGGUCAGGGAGGUGACGACGAGGAAGUCGAGGAGAAGAAGGCCGCUCAGCCCUUGAAAUCUGCACCUGAAGAAGAUGUGACCCCUGUCAAGACUGAAGCCUCGAGCUCUGGCGCUCAAAGCAAGGCUGGUGCUUCAAGAAAGAGAAAUGAUGAACACGACACUACACAAACUGCGCUACCACCAGAAGUCGACAUAAUAUGGCACAACAUGUACGCCCCCAGCACUUUUAUCACCAGGCGAAAACACUCCCGCCGCUCGGUAGAGGAACUCCUCGUCGACUUUACCACUCUGGUCAAUCAGAAUGUCUUUACCAUUGUCAGUUUGAGUGUUAGCGAGGCUUCUUUUGUUGCUAUUGUGGGUUGUGAGAGGGAUUGGGAUGAGAUUGAGGACGAUAUUUUCAAGGCGACAAGGUAG